CUGACUUCUUUUUGCAUCCAGAGGAGUCGCCCCCUGCUGGCUGCUAGAAAGAAUGCAGGUUUAAUAAUCAAUAAAGUUUGCAUUUGAGAGGCUUUCUACAACUUUUUAUACAGCUUUUCACUCCCCCCAGGACCUGUAAACAGACUUUGACAUGUAAAUUGUGGAGCAGUUCACUUUAAAAAACAUCAGUGCUUGAGCUUAUUGGAUGAGCUUCUGGAUCCAGUAUCAGUCUGCUGGCAUGAGUCAGCCCUGCCCUCAGGAAAACUGGCAGCUAGCAGCAGCACAUCGAAAUGAAACACGCCCCUGCUUUAUUCCAGCUGAGCAUUUAGAGGAAAACAACGAAGAAAGCACCGCCCAUUCUCUGACUCACUCGUGUUAUUGUUCCGCUGGGAGGAGGCGCAUAUGGCGAAAGACAGACACCAGCUGCAAGACAGAAAACUGGGAUAAUAAUACUGCAAUCUACAGCAAACUAAAUGGCCUCUGGAUCAGAGUUGAAUCUCUGCUGUCCGAUCUGCCACGACAUCUUUGACAAUCCCGUUCUUCUGUCAUGUAGCCACAGCUUCUGUAAAGCCUGCCUUCAGAGGUGGUGGAGACAGAAGCAAAGUCACAAGUGUCCUGUUUGUCAGAGCACGUCUGGAAGGAAACACCCACCGUGCAACUUGGCUUUAAAGAACCUGUGUGAGGCCUUUUUACUGGAGAGAGAUCAGAGCGCCGAGACUCUCUGCGGUCUGCAUUCGGAGAAACUCAAACUCUUCUGUCUGGACCAUCAGCAGCCGGUUUGUCUCGUCUGCAGAGAUUCAGAAAAACACACGGAGCACAGGUUCAGACCCAUCGAUGAAGCUGCGAGAGAUCGCAGGGAGGAGCUCCAGAAAACCUUAAAGCCUUUAGAGAAGAAACUAAAGCUCUUUAAACGAAUUAAAGGAAACUUUGUCCAGACAGCAGAGCACAUUAGAGUCCAGGCCAGACACGCAAAGAGGGAGAUUAAGAAGCAGUUUAAGAAGCUUCAUGAGUUUCUGAACAUGGAAGAAGACGAGAGGAUUGCUGCUGUAAAGGACGAGGAAAAGCAAAAACGUGAGAUGAUGAAGGAGAAGAUGGAGGCUCUGAGCAGACAGAUAGAAGCUCUUUCAGACACCGUCAGAGCCACUGAGGAGGAGCUGAGAGCCGAAGACAUCUCAUUCCUCCACAGUUAUGCGGCUUCGGUGGAUCGAGUCCAGCGCUGCCCCCAGCUGGAGGAGCCACAGCUGCACUUAGGAGCUCUGAUAGACGAGGCCAAACAUCUGGGCAACCUGAACUUCAACAUCUGGAACAAGAUGAAUGAGGUAUGUGACCACUCUUACAGUCCUGUGAUUCUGGAUCCAAACACUGCUCAUCCGGGCAUCGUCCUGUCUGAAGAUCUGAGCUGCGUCAGAUGGGGAGAGAGGCCGAAGCUUCCAGACAACCCGCAAAGGUUCGACAGCUCCUGCAUCGUCCUCGGCUCUGAGGGCUUCGAAUCGGGGCUUCACAGCUGGGAGGUUGAGGUGGGAGACAGUUCGCACUGGAUUCUGGGUGUGGCACCAGAGUCUGUGGAGCGGAAAGGACAUUUAGACUCCAGGUCUGGAUUAUGGACCGUAGCGCUACAUAAAAGCACAUACAAGGCUUUCUCCCCAUUAAAUCCAAUGUUUGCUCUUCCAGUGAAGAAGCAGCUCCAGAGGAUCAGAGUCGAUCUGGACUGUGACCGAAAAGAACUGAGCUUCUCUGAUCCCAACAAGCUCAUACACACCUUCUCAUGCACUUCCACUGAGGCGCUGUUCCCGUUUAUCGGCACGAGUGACGAAUACCUACUGAGGAUACGACCACAUACAGAAAACAACACCAGUUACAGUGACGACGACGAUGAAGACAGUGAUGAUAACGACUUUAAAUGUGACAGUUCUGAUGACUCCUCUGUCUUUGCCUCGGUACUGAAGUUAAUGGAGUCAAGAGAAUGAAACAAAUUUGUUAUCCCUCCUGCGCUUCGUGGGGAAAUAUCGUGACGACUGCUGGAUGGAUUAUAAUAAAACUGACAAAACUCCACAAAAAAAUAACCUCCUCUAACAUUCAUGAUCCUCUUAUGACUUUGUCUACACUAGGGCAUGCCUGAAGAAUCAGAUGACAAGUGAAACCACAUAAGGGAAACAAAUUCUUCCCGUACAAAUGUCUUUCAAGUAGAAGUACUGCCUAUUAUGUCUCCAUUUUUCUCUUUUACAAAUGAAAAAGAACCAUUGCAUCAACACAACCCUGCAUGUAUUUUGCAGAACUGAAAACUGCAGUUACUAAACUAAGGAAAUUAAUCAAGUUUCCUGAGAGCACAGAUUAGUAAUUUCAGACAAUGACUAGUGAUAUCUUAAAUGUUUCUGAAAUCAGAUUUACAUUCCUUCACAUACUCAGCUGAUAACACAAAGAUCAACACACAUUAAGAAUAACAGCGAUGGCAUGGAAAAUGCUUGAAAACUAGUUUUUAUUCGAACUUUACUGAACAAAAUACAUUCCAUAUGAAACACACAAUAAAGGCAUUGCCAGAAACUACUGGCUUCUGAAACACACAUUCACAGAGAAAGGAGAACAUUUUCAGUCUUAAAUAGUCGUUCUGAGUGUGAAGGUGUCACAAUAUUAACUGUCAUCAUAUCGGCUGGAGUCUUAAACUCGGAGAGCAACCUUUGGCUUUUUGUUCAGCAAUGUCAUCCUGAGAGAAAGUCCUUCUGAUGAGUGAGAGGAUACAGAAAUAGACAGAAACAAAGAAAUUGAUGAUAUGUGUUUCCAUGGCGACAGCGGCUGAAGAUGUACUGACCAGUAAAACUCAAAUCUCAUGAAAAACCAACAUCGAUGGAUCCACCGUGUCAAAGAGCUCACUUGUCGUUAUUUUAAAUGUGUCCAGUCCUCACUAGAGCAGCAAAUGUGGAAUAAUCUGCAGUUUAAGAAACAUUUGGAGCUGUUUCAGGAAAUUACUCAGCCCUUUCUGAUGUGUGGGAGGAGUUUUUAGAGAUGUUCAGCAGGAACUGCCGGGCUUAGAGCAACAGGCACACGGCGGAAAUCAGAUAUUAUAUCAACCAGGGGAAAAAAAACAACACACUGGUUUUCUCAUGAGACUUGAGACCUUUAUACAAAAUGUACUGAAGAGAUGUAAUUUUAAUAUCAUUACAUUACGUUUAUCUGAGAUAUUUAGACAUUUGUUUUAAAUUUAUGGUACUUACAGGAGCUGCUUGCUUCUUGUUUUCACAGUUUGUAUCAAAAUUAAUUUAACCUGAAUCAAUAAAGCAUUUAUGAUGAU
Messenger RNA from Stegastes partitus (bicolor damselfish), 3286 nucleotides. Its product is annotated as nuclear factor 7, ovary-like. NCBI's taxonomy places the organism in Eukaryota, Metazoa, Chordata, Actinopteri, Pomacentridae. Gene Ontology annotation, molecular function: protein binding; zinc ion binding. The record is from RefSeq and is a predicted model, not a curated record. The transcript is spliced from 2 exons. Bases 474 to 1967 code for a protein of 497 amino acids.